This is a messenger RNA of Funneliformis caledonium, 495 nucleotides long. The record is from the annotation of a GenBank genome assembly. NCBI's taxonomy places the organism in Eukaryota, Fungi, Glomeromycota, Glomeromycetes, Glomerales, Glomeraceae.
AUGAAGUUCAGUCAAGAACUCUUGAUGCUGGCAUUGUUUGCCAUCGGCUCUUCCGCAAUUGCCAUAAAACGCGAGCCAAUUCCAAACGCAGUAGCCGACGCGUACGAAAAAUAUGAUCCCUACAAGCAAGAUGGAGAAUACUACUCCCCUUACUAUAAUCCUUAUGUUGAUGAUUAUAAGCAUGAUAAGCAUGAUAAAAAAUACAAAAGGGAUGCUUUAGCCACAGCCGACGCGUACGAAAAAUAUGAUCCCUACAAGCAAGAUGGAGAAUACUACUCCCCUUACUAUAAUCCUUACGUUGAUGAUUAUAAGCAUGAUAAGCAUGAUAAAAAAUACAAAAGGGAUGCUUUAGCCAUAGCCGACGCGUACGAAAAAUAUGAUCCCUACAAGCAAGGUGGAGAACACUACGAUCCCUACAAGCAAGAUGGAGAAUACUACGAUCCUUACUAUAAUCCUUACGUAAAAGAUUAUAAAAAGCAUGAUAAAAAAUAUUAG